Molecule: messenger RNA, 1713 nt
Organism: Mesorhabditis belari
Lineage: Eukaryota; Metazoa; Nematoda; Chromadorea; Rhabditida; Rhabditidae
Source: the annotation of a GenBank genome assembly
AUGAGCGCCUCUUCUCACCUCAUAAUCCCUGGAAGGCUGAGUUUCAAAUUAAAACAAUCACUUCUUGCAAGCAGAUGGUUCAGCGGUGGGACGAGUGCAAACAAGCCCAUCGAGAAAAUACGAAACAUUGGAAUCUCGGCGCAUAUCGACUCGGGGAAAACCACCGUCACUGAAAGGAUUUUAUACUAUGCGGGGAAAAUUGAUUCGAUGCACGAGGUAAAAGGGAAAGAUGACGUGGGAGCCACGAUGGAUUUUAUGGAAUUGGAGCGACAACGAGGCAUCACUAUUCAAUCAGCCGCCACAUACAUUGACUGGCAUGGAACAAAUAUAAAUAUCAUCGAUACGCCAGGUCACGUUGACUUUACGGUCGAAGUGGAGCGCGCACUUCGAGUGCUUGAUGGAGCCGUUUUGGUGUUGUGUGGUGUAGGAGGCGUGCAAAGUCAAACUUUUACCGUCAACCGUCAAUUAUCUCGCUAUAAAGUUCCCUUCAUUUGUUUUGUCAAUAAAAUGGAUCGCACUGGGGCUACUCCUUUUCGUGCCGUCGAAGGCCUACGAGGCAAAUUAGGGCACAACGCGUCGCUAAUUCACUUGCCAAUUGGAAAGGAUUCCGAUUUUCGCGGGAUCGUAGAUUUGAUAAACGAGUGUGCUAUUUAUUAUGAAGGAGAAGAACAUAUUGCAAACGGCGAUGAAGAAUUAGGAGAGCUCUUUUUGAAUGAUGUCAAACCAAAUGUUGAUCAAAUUCACUCAGCUAUUCGACGAUCUGUGGUAAAGCGUAGUUUCUUGCCAGUCUUAUGUGGUUCUGCUUUAAAAAAUAAGGGCGUUCAAACAAUGAUUGAUUCCGUUGUGCGUUAUCUACCGAAUCCAGGCGAAGUAACAAACCUUGCCAGUAUCAAAGAUGGUGAUAAGGAGAAGUCAAUUAUACUGAAUCCUGCUCGAAAUAAUUCAAAUCCGUUUGUCGGGCUUGCUUUUAAAUUGGAGGCAGGAAAGUAUGGCCAACUAACAUAUUUCCGAAUAUAUCAAGGACAGCUUUCGCGUGGUGAUACGGUUUACGCGAGUAAAGACGGCAGAAAGGUUCGCGUACAAAAAUUAGUUCGGAUGCAUGCUGCGGAUAUGGAAGAAGUGGAAACCGCUUAUGCCGGAGACAUUUGCGCCACAUUUGGAUUAGAUUGUCAUUCCGGAGAAACGUUUACAAGCAUGCCAGAGAACCCGCCACAUUGUGAAUCUAUGCAUAUUCCGGAGCCAGUUAUUUCAAUGUCAAUAAAACCAGUGAAUCGUAAGGACGGAGAAAAUUUUAUUAAGGCGUUGACUCGUUUCACCAAGGAGGAUCCGACAUUCAAAAGGGAAUAUAACGCAGAGGCAAAAGAAACCGUUGUGAGUGGAAUGGGUGAAUUGCACUUGGAAAUUUAUGCUCAACGAAUGAAAAGCGAGUUCAAUUGUCCGGUUGAAUUGGGCAAACCAACUGUGGCCUAUCGAGAAUCUAUUGCGGAUCCAUACAAGUUUCACUAUCGGCACAAAAAGCAAACUGGAGGACAGGGUCAAUUUGGACAAAUCGAAGGAGUUCUCGAUCCAUUACCCCCAGAUCAGAAUACCAUCGUUAAAUUUACCGACGAGUGUUUUGGAAACAGCAUCCCAAAAAUUUCAAAAGAUUGCUGGUAUAAAUGUGCGGAUACAAGAUGGAGAGACACAUGCGGUCGAUUCUACGGGAAAUCGCGA